Molecule: messenger RNA, 2127 nt
Organism: Camelina sativa (false flax)
Lineage: Eukaryota; Viridiplantae; Streptophyta; Magnoliopsida; Brassicales; Brassicaceae
Product: putative WD repeat-containing protein C2A9.03
Molecular function (GO): protein binding
Source: RefSeq, a predicted model, not a curated record
AGUUUUGUUUAAUUGGUUCUUCUUCUUCUUCUGUGAAAGGGGAAAAGAUAAAAUUUGUUGCUGUUCCUAUCUCUCUCUCUGUCUUCCCGUUUUCACUUUUUUUUUUCUUUUUCUUUUCUGUUCGUUCUCUGGCGGCCGAUCCCGUCGCUCUACCUCUUCAGAUAUAUUGUUUUUUCACAUGACCUCCAAAUUGAAAAUUAUCACUAUAUCUCAGGAUUAUAUUGCUGAAAUUUCUCGCAUCUGGAUCGAAAACAGAAAUUUCAUUUUCGUUCUGAUUCCUACUAAAAUCCUAGGGUGCCUAUAAUUUAAGGAAUUACCAAAACAAUAAAAUGUCCAAUUAUCAAGGAGAUGAUGAUGCUGAGUACAUGGAAGACGUAGAUGAUGAGAUGGAAGAUGUUGAAGAUGAUAUGGAUGAGGAGUUUCGUGGCGAUGAUCUUGCUGCCUCAGAUUCUGAUGUUGAUGAAGUUGAGUCUAAUACUAAACUUGCUGAUACCUCGGCGGAGCAAGCUCGGAAAGGGAAAGAUAUCCAGGGGAUUCCUUGGGACAGGCUUAGUAUUUCUAGAGAGAAAUACAGACAAACUAGAUUAGAGCAGUAUAAGAAUUAUGAAAAUGUCCCUAACUCUGGGGAAUCCUCUGAAAAGGUUUGCAAGGUCACACAGAAAGGGGGACUCUUUUAUGACUUCUGGAGGAAUUCAAGAUCUAUUAAAUCUACUAUACUUCAUUUCCAGUUGAGGAAUCUGGUAUGGGCAACUUCUAAGCACGACGUUUAUCUUAUGUCGAAUUUCCUGGUUACACAUUAUUCUUCUCUAACGUCUGGAAAGCAUGAAGUUCUCAAUGUUCGUGGUCAUGUUGCACCGUCCGAGAAACAUCCUGGAAGUUUGCUGGAAGGAUUUACGCAGACUCAAGUGAGUACACUUGCAGUAAAAGAUGACUUUCUAGUUGCUGGUGGGUUUCAAGGAGAACUUAUUUGCAAGCAUCUUGAUAGACCGGGUGUCAGCUUUUGCUCUCGUACGACUUACGAUGAUAAUGCUAUAACCAACGCUAUUGAGAUCUACAACAAACCCAGUGGUGCACUUCAUUUUACUGCCUCAAAUAAUGACUGUGGUGUUAGAGACUUCGACAUGGAGAGAUACCAGCUUGUUAAGCAUUUUCGUUUUCCUUGGCCUGUGAAUCACGCAUCUUUGAGUCCUAACGGUAAAUUACUGGCUAUUGUUGGAGACAACCCAGAGUGCCUUAUAGUAGAUCCCAACACAGGAAAGACGUUGGAAACACUAUCAGGGCAUGUGGACUUUUCCUUUGCCUCGGCAUGGCAUCCAGACGGAGUCACUUUCUCAACGGGAAACCAGGACAAGACUUGCCGUGUCUGGGACAUCCGUAAUCUAUCUCAAUCCGUUGCUGUCUUGAAGGGUAACCUGGGAGCAAUCCGGUCAAUCCGCUACACAUCUGAUGGAAAAUACAUGGCCAUGGCUGAACCUGCUGAUUUCGUACAUGUCUAUGAUGUCUCAAACGGGUAUGAAACAGAGCAGGAAAUCGACUUCUUUGGGGAGAUCUCUGGAAUAUCUUUCAGCCCUGACACAGAGGCGCUCUUUAUUGGGGUAUGGGACCGCACUUAUGGUAGCCUCCUUGAGUUUGGUCGGCGCAGGAACUAUUCCUACCUUGAUUCGUUUCUUUAAGCACAAAAAGAAGUAUACACAACCCUCUCCAAGGAAUAAAAGAGAGCUCAUACAGCAACCAGUGAAGACAAACAACAUCAUGGAUCUCUUGAAGGUGUAAAUGAUGUGUUGUGCAAAUGCUAGUAGGUAGUGUCUUUUGUUACAUUUUUCCGGCUGGUGUGUUGCUUCCUUAUUCAAGCUUGGUUUCAAAGAUGUGUACAAAAAGGGAUGGUUCAGUGGUGGCACAGUCUGGAUUAGGACUUGAUGGUGGUGCUGCAGCUGGAUUCACCAUGUUCAAAGUCAGUUUGGGAUACAAGGAUCAUUGCUGUUCUGUUUGGUGGCUUGUGAGUCUUUUGUUUUUGUUCCUUGUAUUUGUGGUUGUUGUAGGAUCUCGAGUGUUUGAAUCAUGUUCUGAGUUUAGAAUAUGGAGAUGCUUAAUUAAACUAUAAUAAUAAUAAUAAUCCCUGUUCGUUAG